Molecule: messenger RNA, 891 nt
Organism: Menidia menidia (Atlantic silverside)
Lineage: Eukaryota; Metazoa; Chordata; Actinopteri; Atheriniformes; Atherinopsidae
Source: the annotation of a GenBank genome assembly
AUGGCGCAGCAGGGAAAUCAGCUGGACCGACAGAAAUUCUGCUGUUCGAUCUGUUUGGAUCUCCUGAAGGAUCCGGUGACUAUUCCCUGUGGACACAGCUACUGCAUGAACUGUAUUAAAGGCCACUUUGAUGUGGAGGAUCAGAAGGGAGUUCACAGCUGCCCUCAAUGCAGGAAAAGCUUCAUACCGAGGCCUGUCCUGGUAAGAAACACCAUGUUAGCAGAAUUAUCAGAAGACCUGAAGAAGACUGGACUCAAAGAUGCUCCUGCUGAUCACUGCUAUGCUGGACUUGAAGAUGUGGCCUGUGAUUUCUGCUCUGGGAGAAAACUGAGAGCCAUCAAGUCCUGUUUGAGAGAGCUGGAGGGGAGGCGGCAACAAAUCCAGCAGAGAAUCCAGGACAAAAAGAGAGAAGUGGAUCUGCUCCAGAAGGAGGUGGAGGCCAUCGAUCAGUCUGCUGACAAAACAGUGGAGGACAGUGAGAAGACGUUCGCUGAGCUGAUCCGUCUCAUCCAGAACAGACGCUCUGAUGUGGAGCAGCAGGUCAGAUCCCAGCAGCAAACUGCAAGAGAGCUGGAGGGGAGGCGGCAACAAAUCCAGCAGAGGAUCCAGGACAAACAGCAAGAUGUGGAUCUGCUCCAGCAGGAGGUGGAGGCCAUCGAUCAGUCUGCUGACAAAACAGUGAAGGACAGUGAGAAGAUGUUCACUGAGCUGAUCCGUCUCAUCCAGAACAGACGCUCUGAUGUGGAGCAGCAGGUCAGAUCCCAGCAGCAAACUGCAGUGAGGGGAGUCAAAGAGCUUCAGCAGAAGCUGGAGCAGGAGAUCACUGAGCUGCAGAGGAAAGACACUGAGCUGCAGCAGCUCUCACACACAGAGGACCACAUCCAGGAUUAU